CAGUCAGCCGGUUGGCGCUCUCCGCUCCGGGAGGCAGGGCAAUGAGUGAGGCAUGGAAGGUCCGCAGGGACGUGGUGUCCCCCAGGGGGAGUCCGGUGCCGCACAGACAGGACCACACUGAAUCCUCUCAACAGUCCCGAGGGAGCACCUUCACCCCAUUCGGACGAGGACCUGAGGCCUUGGCCAGGCCACACAGCUGACAUGAACUUCCAGGUGACCGGCCUGGGCCGGGACGAGGUGAAGCUGGACAGUCCCCGGUCCUUCCUGGACCAGGAGGACGUGGAGGAGGCUGAGGACCAGCAGCUGCUGGAGCCAGCGGCUUGGAGGGCCUACAUGGAGCGCCGCACUGCGCUGCGCGAGUUCCUGACCACGGACCUGAGCUCCCACCUGCUCAAGCGCCACCACGCCCGCCUGGACCUGCUCAAGAAGUGCUCCUACCACAUCGAGAUCCUCCCCAAGCACCUGGCCCUGGGCGACCAGAACCCCCUGGCUCUGCCCAACGCCAUGUUCCAGCUCAUCGACCCCUGGAAGUUCCAACGCAUGAAGAAGGUGGGCACCGCCCAGACCAAGAUCCAGCUCCUGCUGCUCGGAGACCUGCUGGAGCAGCUGGACCGCGGCCGCGCCGAGCUGGACGCCCUGCUGGAGUCGCCGGACCCGCGGCCCUUUCUGGCGGGCUGGGGCCCGGUGGCACAGAGGCUGGCCGAGCUGUCGGCGGUCAUGGACAGCUUCCUGGCCACGAUGGUCCCCGGGCGCUUGCACAUCAAGCACCGCCUGGUGUCCGACAUCGGCGCCACCAAGAUCCCACACAUCAGGCUCAUGCUGAGCACCAAGACGCCCGUCCUGUUCGACCGGAAGGGGUCGGUGGCGCACCAGGACUGGGCCAGCCUGCGCUGGUUCGUGACCACCCAGCCGGCGGCCCCCGAGCAGUUCGAGCUGCGCUUCAAGCUGCUGGACCCGCGGACGCAGCAGGAGCGCUCGCGGUGCGGCGUCAUCCCCGUGGCCGCCUGCGCCUUCGUCAUCCACGACCUGCUGCCCAGCCGCUGCUACAAGUUCACUGUCAAGCGAGCGGAGAGCUACACGCUGGUGUACGAGCCUUGGCGGGACAGCCUCACCCUGCAGACCAGGCCGGGGCCCCCAGGAGGGCCCUCCCCCAGCCGGCUAGGCAAGCCGGGCCUGCCCCUGACCACGCUUUCUGAGAGAUGAUUUUCUAAUAUUUAUCCACGAAUAAAGACUAUAAACACACACACAAUUAAACAAACAAACCUACUUACGUUUUAGAGGCAGCGGCAGCCAUGUGAGCGUUUGCUCUGACUCUGCCCGGCCUACCCCCCAGCCCCAGGCCCCCCAGGCUCCUGCCCCCUUUCCCAGGGGGCACCCCAGGCUGGACCUUCCGGGACAGCUGAUCCCCGGCAGCUGGCGGCCACGAGCAAUGCCGAGAGCUGCUCCACGGGGCCCUGCCCUGCCAGCCCCUCCCGCAUCUCCCCCUUCCCCUCUUCCGCCCGGUAAGCAGCCGUACGACUUGGCACAGGCCCUGGCUAUCUCUUCCUGUGUCCUAAGCCAGGGUUCCCCA
Molecule: messenger RNA, 1570 nt
Organism: Ailuropoda melanoleuca (giant panda)
Lineage: Eukaryota; Metazoa; Chordata; Mammalia; Carnivora; Ursidae
Gene: FNDC11
Product: fibronectin type III domain containing 11
Exons: 3
Coding region: 202-1203 (333 amino acids)
Molecular function (GO): protein binding
Source: RefSeq, a predicted model, not a curated record